Messenger RNA from Drosophila montana, 9858 nucleotides. RefSeq names its product Su(var)2-HP2 (gene Su(var)2-HP2). Lineage: Eukaryota; Metazoa; Arthropoda; Insecta; Diptera; Drosophilidae. Bases 265 to 9630 code for a protein of 3121 amino acids. The record is from RefSeq and is a predicted model, not a curated record. The transcript has 10 exons.
UUAAAUUUUUCAUGUGCGGUCCUCAAGCACUUUUUGCAAUUGAUAUUGUAUUCAAUAUUUAAUUUAAUAUUGCGUGAUGUGUUUAUAAAUUACAAACUCGCUUUCCAUGAACAGCGUCCGAUUUUGCUGCACCGUUGCUAUGGUGCGCAAAUUCAUGCUACAAGCCGACAGUGACAAACAUAUACUUGAAGUGUAAAUGCAAACGCAAUAGGGCAAAAAAAAAAAGAACAGAAAAGAUAUAUACAGACAAAACAAUUUAAUAAUAUGGAGGAUAUAGAAAUAGAAUAUCUUGAUGAGUACAAAGAUUUGGUUCUGCCAGGCAUCAAAACAAGCAGCGAAGGACGCGCGUCGAAUCAAGCGUUGAUGCGUUUGCCGCAACGCCGACGUAUUUCGUCGGACUCGAGUGGUUCCUCGUCAAUAGAUCCGGAUAUUUUUCAGAAACUAUUUGACGGCAAGUUUCUGGACGACGAGCUGCUCACUGAAAGUGGCACAAAUGCAAAGGGAAGAUUUCGGCGUCGAUUAAGUUCCUCAUCGAGCGACUCCAACGAUGCUCUGGAUGCAUUGUAUAAUCGACCAAGCAGCCAAUUCAGAAAUCAUAGGCGCGAUCGCUUAGAAUCUUACGAUUCCAUAGAUGAUUUGGGUGAUGCGCUAAUGGGCCAAACACACAAAUCGCAGUCAAAGUCGGCUGACUUUGCGGCAGCAAGGAAGUCACUUAGUGAAGGCUUGCAUAGAAGCACUGGCAGCGGCAUUGGCAAGUCGAAGAGUGCUGACUAUAAGCUACAGGCAAACAAAUCCAAUUUGUCUGAUCAUUUAAAGCCACGGAGCAAGGCUGACAUCUUUAAGACCGGCAAUAGGCCCAACGGCAGCAGCAGCAGCAGUACAUCCUCCAACACUCAUAUGCUGCCCAACAAGAAGAAAGCUAUAACCAUUAUAAAAGCUAAGAAACCGAACUUGAAGCCGCCUAAGCACGAGCCAAAAGAGGAUCCACUGCAUUUGCAGGACUUCUCAGAUGACUCGGACAGCGAUUCGUCUUAUGAAUAUGAAUCGGAUUUUUACGGCUAUGGCGAUUCAGAUGACGAUGGCGAGGGAUCUAAGCAGGUUAUUGAUAUAUCGACGGAUAGCAGCACGGCUACAUCAUUGGCGGACACUGUGACACCUGUUGUUUCCGAAGACGAGAGCCUGCAGCAGCAGCAGCAGCACAUGCCAUACGGCGAUAAUGAGCGACUGCAAUUGUAUUUAAAUAAUCUAAGUAGUGCCGAAUCGCCACCAUCUAAACAUAAAUACACAACUAAUGCUAAGAAAUCGCGUUCCCAUGAAAAACAGUCUACGACUACAGCGCAAACAGAUAACGAUCAGGUUAAUGAUUCCCUUAAUCAAGCGGAGGCAAAGGCUGAGGAGCAGUUUGACGGCCCCUCCAGCAGCACAGGUCGACGGAAAAGCUGCAACGAGUCAGAAAAAACGUCUCGCGCCGAUUACGUUGAUGUUAAUUUAACGUACGAAACCUUAGAGCGCUUAAGCCUCAGUCUCGCCGAACAAAUCAUUAACAUUGAUGUAGAGCGCUCCAAGGAGUUCGAAAAACGUUCCGCUUCCAAGCCGCGCAGCACAUCUAACUCUAAACUAGUGGGCCCAACAGUUGGCUCUUCUUUCUCUAAAAGUCACGUUCGCAAGCUCACAUACUCUAGCGAGAAUUUAGAUAAGCUUGCACCGAAGAAAACCGAGCUGCGUCGGGCUAAAAGCGACAGCGCUUUUCCGAAGCGUGGGCAUCGUCAGCAGCCAAAGACCAGGGCCGCCACCACAGAGGAGCAGAACAAAUGCGAGCCGCUGUCGCUGCCAACGUUAAGCAAUGCUGAAACAAAAGAGCAAGAACCGAAAAAUGAGAGUAAAAUAGAAAAAGAAGCUCCCACGAAGCCAGAAAAAAUAAAGCGCAAGCGUGGGAGACCGAGGAAGAAACGAAAUAUGGUGAAGACAGAAGUGAAUGAUGCUGUCUCGGAGAAUCUGACUGAGCAGGCUAGUGUAGUUCCGUCAGAAAAUGAAAAUAAAACUGUCAAGGUGGACGAAGACAUAAACUUGAAUUUAACAACCGGCGAAUCGGCGUAUAAAACUCCUGAAAAGUCAAAAACGGCACCACCGCCAGAAGAAUUAGGCUCUCCAUGCGCUGCGUCGAAAAAACUGGCGGAUGCAGAAUUAAAAUUUUCGAAUAAAAAUCAACAAGAAGAACAAGACUUUAUAACAGCUCCAACCGAUGAAGCAGAAACAAAUAAGGAAUUGAGAACUCAAUUAGACCUCGGGGAAACAGAAGACAAUUCAACUUCAGCGUCGUUUAAGCUUCAAGAGACAUCAAACGAUUCGUUCAAAAGCGCGUGCGGAGAAUUCUUGCCUCACAGCCCUGCUGAAAAAGUAGAAUUAACACGGGCAAUUGAAGCAAAGGACAACAUUUCCAGAAAACUAACCGUUGGGGAGAGACUGAUGGAUACGGAACUAGAAAUUGAUAAGAGCACACGUCUUGUCAAUGUUGGAAAGUGCCUUGGGGAAAACAGUGUUAGUCAGAGCAAGGCGCAAGGAAGUGCUGGGCAAUGCAUAGGAGAAGACGGUGUCAUUCAAGAACGUGCUUUUAAAAAUGAAAGUGAAAUUGUAAAAAUGGGUGCAAAUGAUUCUGAAAAGGAAGAUACCGAAGAUACGGAAAUUAAUAUGCGGGAUACAGCUGACCAAGAGGGAACGGAGCAGCUAGCCCUGGACGAAAUGUCACCUCAAGGAACACUCGAUAUUGAGGUGUCUAGAGAUAGAGUGCCUGAUAUUGAAACAUCCAAUGGGAAUGUGGAUGAAAAAGUAACAGGGGAAGAACCUGUAAAAAUAGAUAAACCAUCUGAACCGACAUUGCCUAUCAAAUCGUUGGAGAAGAAUACAGAUAAUUUAUCUGAAAAGGACAAAGGUAUUACUGAAAAAUCUAAAGAAAGUAAAGAAAGUUUAAAAGCUGAGCUAGACAUGCCUGAAGAAGUAACUACUAAAGAUGAUUUUCAACAAGCUGACGAGGAAACGGUUGAUAAUCCAGGUGAUAAACCUCUAUUGACAAAUCCCAUUACAAAUAUCCAAGCUGAAAAUAACCAUUCAAAAGCGAAUAAGUCGGAUAACCCGGAAAGCACAAUGAAAACGCGACGCUCUGUAUUGGCCAAGGCUAGUCCUUGUCCAGAGAAUAUGUCUCCCGUAAAAUCGACAGGUCGCGAGAGUCGUAGCACAAAGCGAUUGCUUAGAGGCGACACUAACUCGGUUGUAACCACCAGAACACAGUGGCGCAAUAGCCCAAGGCUGUUAGAAAAGUCACCAACUGGAAGCGAUGCGUCUGCAAUAUCGAAAGUAAUCUGUAAAGAUCAAAAAGAGAAAUCUAUCGGCGACCUGUUAGCCACAAAAACACCCCAAAAAUCAAAUGUUGAGAAUAGUAUAGAAAGAAAAACUCGGAAGUCCAAACACGAGAUACCAAAACAAGAGGAAUCCUUAAACGACAGGCCACAACGCAGCUCAAAACCGUCAACGUCUGAAGCUACUGAAAACAAGGAAUCGGAAGCAAUUGAUAAAAAUCACAAGAAGCCGAAACAAUCGCCGGCAAGAGCUCCUAAACUCAAUGAUACUAAUAAUACAUCAAAAGAAAGAAAAUCUCGCAGGUUAAAGCAUAGGUCAAAGAUCGAAGAAUCGCCAUCAAAUCAGAUGGAAACUGAAAUAUCACAAUCGGAAUCUUUACAUAAUCCAUCGGCUUUGAUAUCAGAAUCCAUUGAUGAAGUCAAUAAUGAGGAUUCCUCAACGAAGGCUGUGAUUCAAAGUGUAUCAUCAGCAUCUGAGAGUGAGGUUAAUAACACAAAGGGAACUUAUACUGAAAUGAGUUCGACAGUGGACCCAGUUAUUCUUUCAUCUGCAGAUGCUCAAUUGGCAACAGCCGUUGAAGCUGAAGCUGUUUCAGAGCACGAACUCCCCACAACAACGGAAUUCAAUGAUAAGCUAAAGACUCCUUCUAACGAGGACCAACCAAUUCCAGAAAAUCCUCUAGUUGUGGUUAAUAAAGACGAAGCAACCUCUGAAGGACAAAAGGAUACAGAAGAAGCACGCGCUUCCGACAUUGUAAACAGCUUUGAGGAGUCAGCGAAGGUGAAACUUCGUGGAGUAUUAGCUCGAGAAGUGAGAGAUCUUAUACAGGAGGCAAAGGAAUGGGAAGGCGAGUCAAUUGAAAGUCGUGGCCGAUCCACUCGUUCAAGAGUGGAAACUCCAAUUCCAUUAAAAGGGAGACGCGUUAGAUCAAGGGAACCAAAGUCCGCAGAGCGCCCAGCUAAAGAUCAAAAUAAAACCGCAGCAGAAACUGAACUAGCCCCAAGCCACAGUACAGCCAAGGAAGCGAUCAAGAAAACCAAAUUCGAAACGGCUGAAAUCGUUAAUGAACCAGCAACGCCACUUAAAGCAGACGCAAAUGUUCAGUCGGAAGUUGAAAAAACCAGCAGUGAUAUUCAGGAAUCAAAUGCUGAUGAACACAUAGAGAAACCAGCUCCCAGAUUUGCAAAGCAGAGGCGCAGGGCAGCCAAAAAUAUGAAAAAUCAAACAGACACUGUAGAAACCGAACCAGUGCCCACUAAUUCAGUUACGCCAAAGAUUGCACCGACCAAUAAUUCCAGUACAUCAUUUCCAAGCACACCCAGCACAUGCUCUUCAGGCAGUUCACGCCGUAAGCUGCGCGUUUUACUUAGGAAGGUAGUGCCACGCUCUAAAAUUAAUUUUAGCCAGAAACUUGAAAACGUACAGGAAGGCGAUGAAAUUCUUAACUCGUCUUCAGAUCAGCAGCUUGAAGACAUCGCCUUGAAACGAGUUUCUGUGGAAAAUCCACUCGUCAAUCGAGGAGAUUCGGCUGUUAAUGCAGAUUCAGCUGAUCAAGUUGUGGAUAACAUUGCUGACCCAUGCACAGCGCAAGCUGAAACCGAUAAGACAGACGUUGAGGCUGAAGGUUUAACUCAAAGUGAGCCGGAUGAGAAUUUAACGGAUCUACCUACCGGUCAAGGUGAAGUUAACCUCGAAGGUGACUCAUUUGAACCUGAAAUAGACCCAAUCCAGAAAAUCGAAAAAGCUGCAGACAAUACUUCGAUUGGGAGGGAAGUGCCUCUUAGUGAUAAGCAGCUAAUUUCAACGGAGAAUGCUGACAAGGAGUUGCGUCCAGAGAAGGAGCCUACUGACCAAGAUCAACAGCAAACUGAGACAGAGGCAGCGAAUGAAGAGCAGCAACAGGAGGAAAAUUCUGUUGACGAGGAUCAACCGCAAAAUGAAGUGGAAAUUGCUAACGAACAGCAGCAUACGGAGAGCGAAGCUGCUGAAAAGAAUGAGCAGCAAAAUAAUAUGGAAAAUUCAUACGAAAAUCCGAAACCGGAGAAGGAAGCUCUUGACGACGCUCAACAGCAUUCAGAGGAGCAGCCAAAAGGAGAUAAUAAUGAUAAUUCAUGUCCGACAAAAACAACAGGUGUCACGGGAAAUGUUGACGACGACGAAGAGAGGUGCACCGAUUCCGUGAGCUCUAAUCGAAAGCUCAAAAAUCGCGAAAUGGAUGCCUCCCAGCCAGACGCAGCCGCCAAACGCAAGAAAAUGCUGCAGGCAAAGGAAUCAAACGGAAGUAAGGGAGCUAGUAGCAUCACAGCUAUGGCACCGCCAGCGCCGCCUAAAAGGGAGUUGUCUACUGGUAAAGCAGUGCUGCGACGUCUGGGAAAGCCUUUGCAGGCUGAUGUGCAGCCUACACAGAAGCGUCGGAAGCUCGCAAGCUCAACUGUAGAGCCUCAGGCCAAGGCUAGUGACAAGGAGCCAUCUUCGAUACGCAAAGCUAUGGAGGAGCUAAGAGGCAAGGCUAGGAAACAAAUGUUAACUGCAGCAGCUGACAAAGCGAGCACAGCGCAUAAAAAUGCCAAAAAGUCCUUGCCGCAAGAAGCCAAGCAAGGUUUGGACUUGGGUCAAACGGCAACAAAGCUCAGCAGGAAGCCAGAAGCAAACAAGACGCCGCCAUUGAAAUCGAGUUUGUCAUCGUUGCUAAGCGGCGAUGACUCAAUGACGAUAGACAACUCGGUAAUAAUUACCAAAACUGCAAUAACAAAUACAACGGAACCAUUCAAGAAGAUGGAAACACCAUCAACUCCUAUCAGUGGUAUAAACAUCUCCGUCUCAGUGGUGCCUGACGCCAAUAAGCCGGUGAGUUCACCGCCCAAAAAGACGUUAACUCAAGCCGAAACUGUAAGGAAGAUGAUUUUAAUGAACACACCCUCAAAGACGGCUGAUGAGACGUUGGUAGCGAAAGAACCUGCAGCUCCAAGUGUUCCCGAAAAGACCAUGGCACCUACAGACUCUGGCAAAAAGCUAAAAACCCGUAAAUCGGAGGCUGCCGUAAGCACAACAGACAAGCGAGUCUCUCUACCUGCCAAAAUAUCCUUGCCCCGAAUAGCAGGGAAAACAAUAGCUCCUAUUGAAGCUGUCAAGAAACCCCUAUCAAAAGUGGAAACUGGUGAAAAAUUGGAAACUAAACAGGCAGAACUGACAGCCGCAGGACUCUCAGCAGAAGUACUCCUUAACCACUUAACCACCUUCACCAGAAAAUCCUUUCCACAGGCGCAAGCGAAAAAGUUGGAAGCAACUGCAGCACCUGCAGUCAGCACUAGCUUUGAUGAUAAGGAAAUGGGGGUGUCUGGUGCAGCUACAGAAAAACAGUCUGAAGCGAAGCCCAUUAACAAAAUGGAAUUGCGAAAAGUCGCUAACAAAUCGUUUGGAAAAUCCAAGUCAAAGGAGUCGUUGGCAACAGCAGUGGAACAACAACCUACUCCUAUAGCAACGAAUCCCAGCUCGGACUCCCGCGACUCGUCCAAUGAGCGUACAAAGCGCUCUUCCCGCAUGACAAAAUUAUCGCUGACGAAUUCAAAGACUUCGACACCGGUAACACGCGCCUGCAGUCAAAUACGUUCCACGACUGCCACGCCCACGAUUACGCCUACACAACAACGCAAUGCCUCCAACGAGCGACAGCAGCUGACAUUGCCGCAACUAGUCGGGCAGCUGCCGCCAAAGCCGCAACGUCAAUCCCGCAAGAGUCUCAAACUGGCCGCUGCUGAGCCUCAGGCGCCGCAGCCUGAGCCUCAGAUCCCCGAUGUGGUGCCAGUUCCGCAGUCGCGUAAGCGCAAGCUCCCAGCUAAGCCCGUUACGGAGUUAGCAAAUGUUAAGCGUUCGAAGGAGCAGCCAGUCAUACCGGACACAUCAAUUGCGUUCCCAGUGCGAAUUACUGCUGCUUCCACUGCCACUGACAUUGGCAGUGAAAAAGCGGUCCCUGUACUAGAACCGAUUGCUAAAGCACCAGCACCUCCAAUAACACCGGAAAAGCCAGUUCAAAAACCCAAGGAGCUGCAAUUGGCUCCGCAGCCAUUACCGCAGAAAGUGCGCAAGUUGCGCGUGCGUCUGAAUCGAAACGUGAUUAAAAACUGGGUUUUGGGUCUGCAACAAAUAGAGGCACCACCAGAACCAGAGCAAGCACAGCCAGUGCAGCCAGUGGAGCCGCCAACAGCUAUAGCUCCUCUACCCGAAACUGCCGCAAUUCCACCGGCAAAGGAAGCAGAGCCAGUCAUAACUAGAGCCCAGCCGGUUGCCGAAACGCAACUGCCCAAGGCUCCGUUUGUUAGGUCCAUGCCCUUGCCAGUGCCGCUACCAGUUCUGGAAGUAAAAGCGGAGCAGGUAGAAAUGGAAGAGCAACAACAGAUCUUGCCCCCAGUGGGAACGGUGCAUAUGGAGGUUGAUGUACCCGUUCCAACUCUAUCACAAGUUGCAGCGAACAUUUCCUGCUCCGUCAACACCUGCGCGGCUCCAACGCUUAUUUCGAUGGCGCCGACAACGCAUACGGAUAUUAAUGUGCCCACCACCACAAACAGCACCAGGAGCAACGCCAUCAGCAGCACCACCAUUAGCAGCACGACCAUCAGCAGCAACGCCACCAGCAGCACAAUUACUUCAGCGAACAGCUCAAGCGAUCAGCACACGUUUGGUACAACGAAAAUGUUUUCGUUUUUGUAUCCGUCACGCUAUCAGCGCUCCUACGGCCACGUGGGUCUUGACUUUUGCUGUCCAAACCUGGACGGGCCGAUGCAGGCCAUUGAUCCGACACGGCUGCAUUCGAAAGUGGAGGUGCCGGUGCUGGAGCUGCCACAGUACAUGGUCAUCUCGACAAAGAUCAUCUCGAAGCAGGACAAGAAUAUACCGCAAAAGGUGCGUGCCAAACUCGAGCAGCUGGCGGCCAAGGAUGCGUUACCCUGUGCCAUUCAAACAACGGCGUCGUCGACGACAGCUGCCAUAGCAACGUCCACUGCGCCCGCAGCUACGCACGUGCCCAGUGCGCCGCCAAGUUCGAGCAACAUUGAACCGCUGGCCAAGCAGCAGCCGCCACGUAACACGAGCUUGACCAAAAAAGUGCAUCCGCCAAAUGCUGCUGCAGCUGCACCGGGCACCGGGCACACAGUGGCAAGCUCACAAUCUGUGGCCAGCCUGGUUCCGGAACUGCUGCAGCUACCGCCCAUUUGCCCCACCGACAAGCUGCGGGUGGAGCUACAGACACGCGUUCAACUCUUCGAUGUAGUGCUGCAGAGUCUGGCCAGGCGAGCUGUUUCAAUGAGCGUGUCGGAGCGGCAGCAGGUCAUAGAGAGUAUUGUUAGGACAAGCACACUGCUACCGAUUGAUGUGGACGUGGGCACCAAGCUUCUGGAAAACUAUGUUUAUUAUAUAAAUGCCGUCACCAAUACCAUUUCCGCGCCCUUACCACAAAUCCGGGCCAUUGUCAAGGCUACUACAUCAACGCCCAACUCCACACCAGCCAGCACCAGUAACUCGGUGCUGGGCAAGGCACUGAAUACAACUCAUGCUUCACCAGCGGUAGGGGUAAACACUCCACCACUGGCAGCCGGUAGUCUGCGGCAGGCGGUAUCAGCGCCAACUUACAAGCCCCCCGCCACCAGUCGACCCAUUUACGAUAAGGACAAGAACAUCAUUGGUUAUCAGUACAAAACGCCUAAGUUAACCUUAGGCUCAACGCCAGUGCGUGCUCCAGCUGCGAGCAGCACGCCACGUGGAUCAACCGCCAGGGGCUCUUUGCCAGCAGCAUCGGGAAUAGGAACACCAGCUGCAACCGUCACCCAACAGCAACGUUCGCGGAUCCUCAUGAUGCCGACUGGAGCCAACAGCAAGCUUGUCGGAGCCAGCUCGGCGGCAACACCAGUUGAAGCUGCGAGUGUCGCGAAGAGAGUCGGGUCUGGCACCAUUAUUCCGUUUAACGCAUCCCCAGCGCAGAAGACCUAUGCACGUUCCACGAAGACCUCGUCGCACGUGGCGCCCACAAAUUUGUCGACAGACAUAGCGACGCCCGUCGGCGUAGUGAACGGGGUGCCUGUACUGGGAACAAAAGCGACAUCUUCGUCUGCGUCGGCAGCACCCGCAAUUGCAAGCAAAGAGGGCGGAUCUAAUCGUAAUGUGUUCAUCGUCAACCAGGUCCUCUCGCAGCCGGAGGAAUGCAUAUUGCCAGAUACGAUUCGGGCGACGGAUGCAGCUGCCGAGAUAAAGGGCGAGGUGGAGGAUGCGGAAAUAUUAACUUAAGCUAAAAAUAUUAAGGAAAAACAUAAUUAUAAACAAAACAUAAAACUAUGAAAAGUAUUUUAAGUUACUUUACCAAAAGCACGAAACCCAUAUUUCACACACAGAAAACAUAUGUAAAACAUUUUUUGUGGGCUUCGUGAAAGAUUGUUGAAUUUCAGCUCUCCCAUUUACCAUAAUUUUUUUAAAAUAAUAAUAUAACAAUAACUUAGUAACUGGAAGAAGCAUGAA